Hymenoscyphus albidus is the source of this 2717-nucleotide messenger RNA. The record is from the annotation of a GenBank genome assembly. Lineage: Eukaryota; Fungi; Ascomycota; Leotiomycetes; Helotiales; Helotiaceae.
GCGCAGUGAAUACGGGGUAUUUGUAGAUGACGGUCGGAUCACCUGCCAAUCUAUGUCUGCGUGUUCAUGUCCUUAAAAGUGUUGAUACCCCCUCCUCUCGCCUUCAGUAAACAGUGCAAAUUCUGCCUGCACUGAGUAGUACUGUACUUGCUCUGUUACACGCGUUCAUUCGUUGAUGACGUCCUUUCUUUAUAACUGACAUUCUUUUUUGCUCUCUACAAAACAUGAAGUAUUUCUUUUCAUCGAGCCUCGUGCUCGCCCUCUCAUGGGCAAAUACCGCAGUAGCACAGGCUGCGUGCUCGAGUAAUCUGUUAAUUGACGACUACUCCAAAUUUUCUUCCAACUCCAACUCCCUUGGGUUUUACACAAGCGGUAUGUCUUUAUAACUAUAUAUACAUUUUUGAGAACUUUACCCAGUGUCUAAUUCUCGAGAUAGAUGAUGGAACAACCACCAACCUCAAGGCCGAUGCUGCAAACAAAAAGAUCUCCUUCACCAGCAGCCCUUCCAGCUACUUCUAUACUACUUUUGAAUGCGAACAAGCUAAAACCAACAAGUACACCGCACUCACAUUUCCAGUAAAGGGACCAGCUGCCGCCCAGUUGACAGUCGAAUUACAAACUUCGAGCUCCUGUGCGACGCAAGAGUAUACAAGUUAUUUCACGACAGCUGCUUUAACUGGAGACACCCAAACUAUUACCAUUCCAUUAAGCUCGUUUCCUGGCGCCAACCUCGACGCUAUUAAGGCAUUUGUUUUCCAGGGGUUCUCUGUCGACGGUACCUGGGAAUUAGGCCAAACCUCGUUGGUGUGCUCUGGUGGAAAUACUGCUCCUACUCCAGCACCACAGCCCACGAGUACUCGAGGACCACAAGCAGUUUCAACCGAUAUUGCUGGUCCCGCUCCAACCGGAGCGUGCCAACCUCUCUUGGUAGACGACUUUCUUUCCCAAUCCAGAUUGACCUUCUUGUUCUACAAUGCCAUGUUAGAACCAACCUCUGACGACGCAACUAUGGCACCAGUUGAGGGCCGAGCUGAUACUACAACCUCAGUCAUCGUUGCCGACAACCACCUCACUCUCACGCCUGCUACUGGAGGAAACUCGUACUGGUACACACAACUAGGCUGUACGAAAGCGACAAACGUCUACGGUGGUAUUGGCAUGAACAUCAAAGCUGCAGCGGGAACCACCUUUGGCGUCCAGCUUCAAACUUCCAAGGAUUGCACUACCACCAACCCCACUGCUAUUGACGUUUCGUCAACUGAUCUCGGUUGGGUGUUUGAUGGAACGGAAAAGUACUAUACUAUUCCAUUCUCUAAGUUCAAUGGAUUAGACACCGAGCAUGUUAUGACUCUCCUCUUCUCUGGACUCAGUAACGCCGUUACCUUCGGUCCUAUUGCAUUCUACUGCGGCAAUACCGGAGCUCCAUACUCAGUCAAGCCCUUGCCUGCUGUUACUGAGUCCACCGAGACUAUCGCAGCUACCUCUGGAUCAUCGGAUCUCGUCAUUGAUACAUUCACAAGUACCGAAUCCAACAACCUAGGCUUCUACCAUGGAGGUGACGAUGCCGAGUUGUUCAAACAGGAAAAUGGAAAACUUACCAUCAACACUAAGGGAAACUCUGAUAUUAACUGGUACACUCAAAUCUCUGGUGGAUGCACUGAUAUCACACCCAACGACAACGGAUAUUUGCACAUUGCUUACUCUGGAAGCAAUGAGUUUUCCAUUGCCCUUCAACAACACAACCCUACCUGCAACCCAGAUAUUGCUCCAUAUCCAUUUACAUGGGACUCUGUUGAAGCAUCGCGUUAUACCAACACAGCAAAGACCGACAUCUACGUCCCUAUUUCUCACUUCACGAUUGACCGCACCAAGUCAAUUGGAUUUGCUCUCAAGGGUUUCUUCACCGCCACCACUACGACCGUCACCAAGAUGGAGAUUGUGAAGAGCGUCCCCAACGGCUUCAUUGUACCAAGUAAGCUCGACACCGCUCCUCUCAUCUUUGCAUGCACACGACCAAACUCGUUUGCAUUCGCAAUCGAUGAUGGAUCGCCAGAGUUCGCCCCGCGUGUAGUCGAGACUAUUGCUGCCGCUGGUAUCAAAGUCACUUUCUUCACCGUUGGUGCACCACUCCUCGACGAGAGCACCAACCUCACCAACGUCUACAAGAACAUGCUCACUCAAGGACACCAAGUCGCCUACCACUCCUACACUCACCCACCUAUGGAAGGUCUUCCUUCCCUUGCAGCUAUCGAUUGGGAAAUUCAACAAGAUAUCGACGCUGUUACCAAGACCCUCGGUAUCACCUCCACCUAUUUCCGACCACCUUUCGGAACCGAGGGUGCUCGUGUUCGACAACGUCUUGCCGCUCUCAUCCCCGAUAUCAAAUUCAUCGGAUGGAGUGUUGAUGUUCAAGAUUGGUUAUGGGCUUCCACCGACACUCCCGAGAAGCAACUUACAAACUUCGAGGCCGAUGUUGCCAAGGGAGGUAACUUGGUUGUUAUGCAUUAUUUGUUUGACAGCACCGUUUCCUAUCUUCCUCAGUUCAUCGAGAUAGCACAGAAGACGGGCAAGCAGUUGAUGAGAGUUGAUCAAUGUUUGGAGGAUCCUAACGCUCCUCCUUUGUAGAUGUAUUGUACGAGAUGUAAGAUUUAAUAUGUGCACGGGAUAGGGGAUGUUACAAUAGCUCACUUGUUAUAACGAAUAUAUUAAUAUUAUGG